AUGUCCCGUGCUAUUUCCUCCACUCAGGUACUUAUUGGCACUGAAGUUGUUCCAGGCACCGUAAUUUUUCUGAUUGAAUCAGGCAAAAUUCUCUACAUUGAGUCAGGAAAGCAGCUUGAAGUCGACGAUCCGCUUCUUGAGCUCUAUAACGUAUUACCGGUAGACCACAGAGAUGUUUCACCAUUGGUAGUUAUGCCUGGUUUGGUGGAUGCUCAUGUCCAUCUUAACGAGCCGGGAAGAACAGAAUGGGAAGGUUUUGCAACGGGAACAAAGGCUGCUGCUGCUGGCGGUGUCACCACAGUGAUAGAUAUGCCUCUCAAUGCCAUUCCACCCACUACGACAAUUGCUAACUUUAAUCUCAAGAUCGAUGCUGCGAAAGAUCAGACUUGGGUUGAUGUAGGAUUCUGGGGAGGAUUGGUUCCAGACAAUUUGCACCAUUUACGUCCCUUGAUUUCAAUGGGUGUUAGAGGGUUCAAGGGGUUUAUGAUCGAAAGUGGAGUAGACGAGUUUCCAGCUAUAGAUCCCAGCUAUAUAGUAAAGGCAAUGGAGCGAGUGGAAGGUCAGAAGACGGUGUUGAUGUUUCAUGCUGAAAUGCAACCUGUGGAGCCUCUUUCGGGUGAUAUAGAGUCUAUCAGCUUGGGAAUGUCUGCUUCUUUUAUCCAACGAGCCCCCAAACCGGUGGUAGAGUUGUUGUCGAUGGACGGAAGCGGAAACUGUCAGGAAGAGCAUGAAAACUGCCACUUGCCUCACAACCACGCCGGUUCCAUUGAUCACAAAGUCUUAUCAGAUGCUCAGGCUACAGCCUUGGCCAAAAGUCCGAUCUUAGCAGCUGUCGAACCCACCUUUGGAAAGUUUGCCAGAAAGGCUAACCACUUUGAUUCGCCUUUUUUCAGGGCUGUAGAAGAAAAGCCCUUGGAUUCUCCUCUCUUGAUAGCCCAGAGUGAAGACGCCCUUUUGGAAGAUAUCGACCCAACAGCCUACGCAUCAUUUUUGGCUUCAAGGCCCGACAACUUUGAGACUACGGCUAUUGCAGAAAUCAUCAACUGCUCUACAAAGUUUCCUACUGUUCCUUUGCACAUUGUACAUUUGGCCACUCAUGAAGCUGUUCCGUUGAUCAGAGCAGCCAAAGCCAAGGGUUUGCCUAUCACCGCGGAAACAUGUUUCCAUUACUUGUCGUUGUACGCCGAGUCCAUUGCUAACUGCUCCACUCAUUUCAAGUGCUGUCCACCCAUAAGAACUAACGAUAAUAGAAAGCUUUUGUGGCGAGCACUUAGAAAUGAUAUCAUCACCACUGUGGUCUCAGACCACUCGCCUUGUACUCCAGACUUGAAGGGUUUAGAAAAGGGAGACUUCUUCGAGGCCUGGGGAGGUAUCUCUUCUGUGGGUUUUGGAUUGCCGAUAUUGUACACUGAGGGAAAGAAGUUGUCCCCUCCAAUUACCUUUGCUGAGAUCAACAAAUGGUGUUCGCUCAAUACUGCCAAGCAAGUUGGUUUGAGUCACAGAAAAGGUAAGCUUGCUGUAGGCUAUGAUGCUGACUUGUUGGUUUUUGAUCCUAACGACAAGUACAUUGUCCAGAAUCAAGACACCUACUUCAAAAACAAGUUGACCGCCUACGCUGGAAAGGAAUUCCUGGGCAGAGUCAUCGAAACCAUUGUUGGAGGUAAUUCUGUGUAUGCUUUUGGAAAAGGGCAUUCUGAUGUUCCAAUGGGUAAGUUAAUCUUGGAGCCAAGAUUUGCAUAA
Messenger RNA from Scheffersomyces stipitis CBS 6054, 1740 nucleotides. Its product is annotated as allantoinase. Gene Ontology annotation, molecular function: allantoinase activity. The coding region runs from base 1 to 1740 and encodes 579 amino acids. Gene Ontology annotation, biological process: purine nucleobase catabolic process. The transcript has 2 exons. The record is from RefSeq and is a predicted model, not a curated record. NCBI's taxonomy places the organism in Eukaryota, Fungi, Ascomycota, Pichiomycetes, Serinales, Debaryomycetaceae. Gene Ontology annotation, cellular component: cytoplasm.